Molecule: messenger RNA, 2012 nt
Organism: Hevea brasiliensis (rubber tree)
Lineage: Eukaryota; Viridiplantae; Streptophyta; Magnoliopsida; Malpighiales; Euphorbiaceae
Exons: 3
Coding region: 1338-1769 (143 amino acids)
Source: RefSeq, a predicted model, not a curated record
CCACUCACUCUUCCUCUCAAAAAGUGGACGGCAACUUGGAGUGUCUUUCUCCUCUCUUAUUUUCUCACUCGAUUCAAAGAGAAAUCUCUAUUUUCUUUGAGUUAGAAUUGCUAGAAAAGGUUUCUAGUGUCCUAAAUACCCAUUAACCUUCACUAAAGCAAUAAACCCUAUCUUAAAAUUGGUUGACAAGGCUUGAGAAGCCAAUCUAGGGGCUGCCAUUGCUACUUUGGUGUGUGCUUGUGGUAGACAAACUAGAGGAACAACAUUUGGGGUCCUAAGAACAUCAUAAGAUUGCAUUAAUUGUGUAUCAAGAGGUGUACCAGACUAGCAGUUGCCAAGCUGAAGAGAAGGUGAAAUACAUGGCAUGGACAAAUGAAAUGGAUAGUUGCCUUACCAAGAUACUUGUUGAGCAACCAAAAAGGGCAACAAAAUGGAUGGAACUUUGAAGGCUGAAGCAUAUAUGAUUACUGUUGCAAACAUAAAUGAAAAAUUUGGGCUUUAUUUGACUAAGGAGAAUAUCAAGAAUAGGCUAAAAACAUGGAAGAAGCAGUUUAAGAUUUUAGUAGCUUCUUGCUCAUAAUGGAUUUGAGUGAGAUGGAGCACAAAAGAUGGUUGUUGCAGAAAAUUCAGUAUGGAAUGACUACGUCAAGGUGCAUGCAUGGACUUUGACAUGUAUUUAUUUUCUUGAUUAGUUUUUCUAUUUUUUCAUAAUUCGUUGUCCAAUGACUAUUAUGAAGCCUUUUAUUCUGUCCACACCAGGAUUUUUCGUGCAAAAGUCAUUGAGAACUAUGAUCAGUUAUGUCUCAGUUUGGGGAAUUGUGAUGAUGCUUCGGAGACUAUUGAUGCCUUUCCUAUUCAAGCUGGUAUGGUGAAAGACAAAGUGAAGAACAUGAUGUGGACCAAUGAAAUGGCCCAUUGCCUCAACAAGAUCCUUGUGGUCGAGGAGCGACUGAGAGUGGGAAAUAAAAAUAAAUUGGAUAACAAAUUAAAACCUGCCACAUAUGUAGCACCUGUAUUGGCCGUGAAUGAAAGGUUUCAACUUGACUUGGUGAAAGCUCAUGUUAAAAACUGUCUGAAAACAUGGAAGAAACAGUAUGACAUUAAGUAACUCUAUGAACAUAAUGAAUUUGAAUGGAAUGAGACGAGAAACGGUGCACAUAUCAGAUUUUUUGGUUUGCAAUUCAUGCAAUAACAUGCAUCAUGAACAUUUUAUUAUGCAGAUGUGAAAUAGUUUAUUAUUUUUUACUUCUUUUUGAAGCAUAGGAACCCUUAUGCGAGGCAACUUCAAGGCCGGGUUAUCAAUAGCUUUGAUGAACUGAGCAUUAUUAUUGGCUGUGAUGAUCCCCCCUGAAAGUUCUCUAAAUGGUGAUGAUACUAAUUUUAAUUUGGCUGCAGGUGGUGCAGCUGUGGAUGCCGAAGAUGCAUUUAAAAAUCAAAGUGACAAUGCAAAAGAGAAAGGGAAGUAUAUAUCCUGGACUGAAGAAAUGGAUCAUUGCCUAACAGAGCUGCUGCUUGAGCAAGUUCUGCUUGGAAAUAGGCUGGCGAAAAAUUUUAAGGCUGCAGCUUAUACCGCUGCUCUUACUGUUUUAAACAAAAAGUUUGCACUGGUGUUAACAAAGGAAAACAUUAGAAACCGCUUAAAAACGUGGAGGAAACAGUAUGGACUAGUGAAAGAACUCCUUUCUCAUAGUGGAUUUGAGUGGGAUGAGAGACAAAAGAUGGUUGUGGCUAGUGACUCCAAAUGGAAUGAAUAUAUUAAGAAAUCCUGAUGCAAGACAUUUGCGUGCAAAAUCCAUUGAGAACUUGAGUGAGUUGCAGAUCAUUGUUGGCAAUGAGCUGGGUAGUAGAAACUGCUCUGGAACUGGUGCCAAAUUUGUAAAUCCUGUACAGAGCUAUAAAGACCAUGCUGAAACUCCAUUAAAUUUCUUGGUUGAUGAAGAAAUAAAUGAUGAUAGUGCUGGUAAUGACAGGCAAGAGUCAACUCAGUGGAUAUGGUCUAGGCCUUCAUUAUC